Hydra vulgaris (swiftwater hydra) is the source of this 369-nucleotide messenger RNA. NCBI's taxonomy places the organism in Eukaryota, Metazoa, Cnidaria, Hydrozoa, Anthoathecata, Hydridae. The record is from RefSeq and is a predicted model, not a curated record.
AUUCUAGUAAUUGUUGAGAUAUGGAAACACGAAAAAUUAGAAAAAGAAAACAUUCUUUUAUCUAUGAAAGUGAAGUUGCUGAUGAUGAAGUUGAAGACAAUUUUCAAGAAAGCGAAACAGGAAAUACAAACAUCUGUAGUAUUACUAAACCAACACCACCUGAUCACUUGAUGGCAAUACAGUCAAGCUCAGGGUUGCAUAUGUCAAAAUAUCUAAACAAUCCACAUUCCAAUACAUCUGAUAGCCAGCCUGGUAUAUUACACCCUGGUGUGUUGUCCAAUCAAUCAAAAACUAUCAUGGAAACACCAGUUCACGUGUUAAGUUCGAUCAACUCAUGUAAGCUAGUUUUCUAAAGUUGCAAAUUUCUUU